Pelmatolapia mariae (spotted tilapia) is the source of this 2550-nucleotide messenger RNA. RefSeq lists its product as uncharacterized. The record is from RefSeq and is a predicted model, not a curated record. NCBI's taxonomy places the organism in Eukaryota, Metazoa, Chordata, Actinopteri, Cichliformes, Cichlidae. The coding region runs from base 349 to 1521 and encodes 390 amino acids. The transcript is spliced from 7 exons.
UCUCGGUGAGGUGAGAGAGCUUGGCUGAGCUUUACUUCCACGGUGACUUUCACUCGCACCGUACACUACACACGAAGGUCCCCCUCUUCCUCUAUGUGUGUGUGACGCUCUCCGAAGCAUCAGAGCAGCAGCAUCAUGAGAGGACACACAAAGGGAGUUUACCUCUCUUCACCAAGGGAGUAAGGAAAAGAAGAGAGGAGAGGAGAAGACUGAAGAAAGCAAGACAGAGAAAAAAGGAAAGAAAGAAGAAAACUUUCCUCUACAGGAUCUUUCCUCCACGUUUUGAGACUUACCAUGAGGCUCUGAAUUCUCUUCCUCUCUCAUAGCUCUUCUUCAGUAGCUGAACCCAUGUCUCUAAAAGUGGCAGCCACCGGUAAAAGUGCCAGCACCCACCUCUUGAUGCUGCUGUGCCCCCUGCUCUGUGCUCUGGUCCCUGCUGGAGGCUCCACACUGAGCCCCGAGGACUCGCGGACCACUGCUGCCACGUUGAUGCCAGAGGACUUGACCGGCACAACAAUACAACUUCAGCCAGACCUGCAGACUGAAGCCCAGACACCAACAGAAGCACAGACAGAAGCACAGACAGAGGCUCUGACAGAUAUGCAGACCCAGGGUGUCACCAGCAAUUAUACAGGUCUGUCCUGUAUGCCUGUCCUGCCACCACGUCGGGGUUCCUUCUACGUGGAGGGUGGAACAGGCGUGUCAAUCGGGAGUGUUUUGGCCUUUUGGUGCAGAGAUGGAUACCAGCUGGUUGGCAGCGACAAAAUCUGCUGCCAUGUCAGGAAUGGUAAAGCGCAGUGGAGCAACUACCUGCCUGUCUGUGAAGCAAUCCCCAGGCCAGAGGACCGUGGACUGAGAGUGGCUGUGCUGGCCUCAGUUGUUAGUGGCAUUGUCAUCCUCGCCAUGUCCCUGUCCUUUCUCAUCUGCUGUCUGCAGGAGCGAUCCAGCCGGGACCGUUCCAAGAAAGAUGGACGGAUCAGACGCAGAGACAAGCGCUCCGCCCGUCGCAGCGAGUGCUGGCUGGAGAGAGAGGAGGGCGAAUGGGAAGCCUUCCCUCCACCUAAGAUCUUCCACCUGUCCCAGAGGAUGAACCCCCGUCUUGCUCCAGACAGCCCCCUCUACCUGACGGGAGGCCUCAGUGGAUACGAGAACAGAGGAUACCAAAGGAGUCAGGAGAGUCUGCUGAAGGCCUCCAUGCCCGGGCUCUACCGCUCCGAGUCUCAGCUUUACCCACAUGUUGUCCUGCAGAGGGUCCCAACGCCGACUGCACCGUCUGCUCCCUCUGCUCCCUCUGCUCCUCUCUACCUUCACCUUCCUGACUCCUCUUCUGUCGCUUCCUCACCCGCCCACACCAUCACCCACAGCCAGCCACACGGCAUGCCGCAGUACCCCACCCCAACAUAUCCUCCAAAACCCAAUGUAGUGCCAAACUACCGCCACCCAACACCGGCGCCCAUCUAUCCGAACCCCAAUCCAACACCACAGAGGCCAUGGCAAAGUCUGCCAGUGCCAAUAAUCUAAAGCAGACGUGUAGAAAUGGACAUGCAGCCAGCGUAGAAGCUCCCCUUUGUUGUGCAUGCUUGAUGGACUUCUCAGUUUGGACUGAGCGGGAACCUAACGACUUUUUUUCCCCUUGAUUCUCACUCAGAUGAAGCUAUGUUACCAGCAGGGGGAGACUGGUGGAGAAAACCCUGCUUUCGUUUAAUAACCACCAGAUCGUCAUUACUGAAACCCUAUGUAGCCUAUCAACAAAGGGACACAAAGAGUUGUUAUUUAGAUUCCACUAAUUUUGUUCAUUGAAGGAAGACUUUGUUUAGGCAGCUCUCAGAAAUGUACAUUUUAAUAGCUAACUGUUUAGAAAUAAUCCCCCAUCAGCCAUCAUCGCACAUAUUAUUCUCUUGAGCUAAAUAAAUUGACAAAUAUAUAUUUUUUGACAUAUCUUCUUGGAAUCUCACUCAUCUGUUAACCAGAGCCAUGUGUGAUGUAAUGAAAGCAGCUCUUGUUAAUACUCUGAGGUAUUUUCCCACAAUGAAUGGGCAAAACACAGUAAUGAGGGCUUUUAUUGGCAGCAAGCGCCAUUGUAGCAACCACUGAGCAAAGCCAGUUUGUGUGGAUUUAACAGCACAAUGGCUAUUGUUAAUUCACAUAUUCUUUCUUUCAACACUGUUAACUACUUUUAACUUUUUCUUCUGUCUGUGUCUAUGUUUCUUUCUUGCAGCUAUUUGUGUAGUACAAUAAGAAAAUUAAUAAGAAAAGCUUUAGUGAUCAGCACUGUGGCUGGUGAAACAUUCCAGCGUGGUUAUUCCGGGGACGCUUGUGGGUUAUAAUCAAAAAAUCAUCACGUUAAAAUUAAUUCUAUGACAACAUAUUUAAUUUUAUGAAGAUCUUUUGUGCAAUGUUAGUGAAACAUGAGGAGUCUGCAGUGGGUGGAGAUGCUAAACCUUUAUUGUUCCUUUGAACUGUUUAAAUGCAUUUAAAUCAUAAACUCUGUGCAAGGCCCAUUUACUUUUAUUUUUAAUAGAACACUAAUAAAUCUGCACUUUAACCCUU